AUGUUGAAUAAAACAUGAAUGUAAUUUAAAAUUCAAACAAAAUAGUUCUGCUAUUAAUCUCAUCCAAAUUAAAUGUAAUGAAAUGGCACAAAUAGCUAACGCGCUUAGCUAUCAAUUAUUAUCAGUACUGUUUAUUUUUGCCAUUGCAGUUGAAUCUAUUGCAACAAAUGACACCUCAUUAAAAUUAGUUAAUGUUACUGUUGAAACCAAAACUACAUCACUUGCAAACAAUAAUAAAACUACAAUUCACGAUACGACUCAUACUGGAAGGGAAGGUUUGAGUACUAUUAAUAUAAAAGUGGAAAAGCCAAUAACUAUUUUAAAACAAAAUAAAACUGUGCAGGAGGUAACGCCUUUAAAUAAUGUGACUGCGCCCCCAAAUUCAACUGCACCUGUUUUUUCUAAGACCACUGUAGCAGCUAGUACUGGAACUAAAAUUAUUUCAAAUACUCAAAAAGCAGCUAAUGUAAAAGUAACAACUUCUAAGCCCAGAAAACCUGAAAUAACUGAACAUGAUGAAGUAGAACUUUCAGCAGCAAAAAAUGACAAUUACAAUUCUAAUAAUUUACAUAUAGACACAAGUAUGGAUAAGAAAGUAAGAAGAGCUGACUACAUUGUGCCAAUAGUAGCUGUUAUUUUAUCAGUACCUCUUGUUGCGAUCAUUAUUUCCGUUCUGUAUAAACGUGGUAAAGAUUGGUGGCAGCAUAGAAAUUAUAGAAGGAUGGAUUUUCUCAUAGAAGGAAUGUAUAAUAGCUGAAAAUCACUUGUAGUUUGGUAGCUUGUAGAAAUUUUAAGAGAUUUAUUUGUACAUAAAAGUUGACAAUUUGUAAGAUGUGCCUUGUUUUGUAU
Molecule: messenger RNA, 849 nt
Organism: Psylliodes chrysocephalus
Lineage: Eukaryota; Metazoa; Arthropoda; Insecta; Coleoptera; Chrysomelidae
Source: the annotation of a GenBank genome assembly